Messenger RNA from Lachancea sp. 'fantastica', 534 nucleotides. The record is from the annotation of a GenBank genome assembly. NCBI's taxonomy places the organism in Eukaryota, Fungi, Ascomycota, Saccharomycetes, Saccharomycetales, Saccharomycetaceae.
AUGGAAAGACCCGAUUUACCACCAAAAGGGGCUCCAAAGAGUGCGAGCAGCACAAGUAGAGAUGAUUGUGAAUUGCCUGAAAACAUAAACCUGCUCCCUGCCAAGGUGAUCGCACAGUUAGCAUCUGAAGAUCGAGAACACUUGAAGGACUAUGUGAUGCGUUUCGAAGACUGCAAAGACGUCGAAAAUGGCAGUUCGGAGCUGGUAAAAAGAUUAAAGUUGUUGAUGAAGGGGUUUCGCAGCACCGAGGAACGUCGUGAGCGUUUGAAACAAAGCUUGAGUGAGACCAAAGAGCUGGAAAAGGACUAUGAGACCAAUUGGACCAAAUUGAAUAACUUGAUGGCCACAACGUAUAGUGAUGAGGCCUUGGGUUUGAAAAUGAAGAAAGAGCUGGAAGACCUUGAUCACCGCGCUGCGGCGUUGGAAUCGAACCGGGGCCUGGAUAUCGAUGAUUUCAUCGCUCAAUAUUUGGAAAUCAGACAGCAGCACCAUGCCAAACGGGAAAUGCUAUGUUCUUGGCAAAAAAGCCGCUAG